Messenger RNA from Histoplasma mississippiense, 588 nucleotides. RefSeq lists its product with no specific name. The record is from RefSeq and is a predicted model, not a curated record. Bases 1 to 588 code for a protein of 195 amino acids. Gene Ontology annotation, molecular function: translation release factor activity. The transcript is spliced from 4 exons. Lineage: Eukaryota; Fungi; Ascomycota; Eurotiomycetes; Onygenales; Ajellomycetaceae. Gene Ontology annotation, biological process: mitochondrial translational termination. Gene Ontology annotation, cellular component: mitochondrial large ribosomal subunit.
AUGACGGAUCCAUCUGACUCUGCAGCAACGGGAUGUGAUAUCCCUAUCCGUGGUCUCGACGAAUUCAGAGAGAAAGUAACGACCCUGGAGACAGUGGAAAGUGAUAGGUGGCUGGAUGUUAGCACAAGAUACCUUGCCUCCAGCCGAUGCCCCAAAGCACAGGAGUUUACAGACGAGGAAUUGGCCGUAGCACGGAGCUGGCUAUCCCAGCUUACUCCAAGGACAAUUCCAAGAGAUAUAGGCGAUGUUUCCUAUAGUAGAUCAAGUGGCCCAGGUGGCCAGAAUGUGAACAAGGUAAACUCGAAAGUAACGCUUAAAAUUCCUCUCUCCACCAUUCUGCGACUUGUACCUCGAGCCCUACACGCCCAGAUCCGAUCUUCGCGCUACAUCGCGGAACGCUCUGACAGCUUGGUGAUACAAUCGGACGAAACACGGAAGAAGACAAAAAACCUCGAUCUCUGUUUUGAAAAGCUCCGGGAGCUCCUGCUCACAGCUGGAAAAAUGGCCAUCCCGGGCGAAACGUCGCCUGAACAGAGGAAGAAAGUACAGGCUCUGUAUGUUCUCUUCUCGGCUAUCCUUAGAGCUUGA